CUUACCGCGAUACUUGUGUUUUAAAAUGUCGACCGAGCUCAACGUGCCAGGGGAAGACCAAAUUGGCUGAUAAUGUACUGAAACAAAGUGCUGUUCUGGGAACAGAAAACAACCUAGUUUGGAAUAUAUCUAUCUAUUGGGAGUCACACCUACGCUGUCCGCUGACAGUGCUCCAAAACAGCUUGUAGCUUCAUCAAUCCUGGUCUCGCUUGAAACAUUUAGCGACGCCCCCUGUAGCCACUGCGACUAGGCGCCUAGGAACGAUAGCAAUUAGCUUGCAGCUAGAUAUUUUAAACCCCAGGGGCCAGGAUGCGAGAGGAUUCUUUGUGAGGAACGACCCCAUCCACGUGCCAUGUCUUUGGUUUUCCCUCGACCCAACACCAACGCAGUACACGGCAAGAAGGAUAAGAGACUAAUGGCGGAAGUGAAUGCAUCGCCGCUCAAGCAUUUUGUCACGGCAAAGAAGAAGAUCAAUGGGAUCUUUGAACAGUUGGGGGCCUACAUCAAGGAGAGCGCUUCCUUUCUGGAUGAUACUUACAAAAAUGAAGAGCUGGACCCAGUCGCCACAGAGGAGCAGGUCCAGGAGGUCCAGGGCUACCUGGCCAAGGUGGCAGGGAUUGGAGAAGUACUUGCACGAAGGCAUAUGAAGGUGGUCUUCUUUGGGAGGACGAGUAAUGGGAAAAGCUCAGUGAUCAAUGCCAUGCUGUGUGACAAGGUGCUGCCGUCGGGAAUAGGACACACCACCAACUGUUUCCUGAGGGUGGAGGGCACCGAUGGCAAUGAGGCCUUCCUGCUCACUGAAGGCUCCGAGGAGAAGAAGAGCAUAAAGACUGUGAACCAGCUGGCGCACGCGCUCCACCAGGACGAGGACCUGGACGCCGGCAGCUUGGUCUGCGUCAUGUGGCCUAAAGCCAAGUGUGCUCUGCUCAGGGAUGACCUGGUGUUGGUGGACAGCCCAGGGAUAGAUGUUACCACAGAACUGGACAGCUGGAUUGACAAGUUCUGCCUGGAUGCUGACGUAUUUGUUCUGGUGGCAAACUCUGAGUCCACACUGAUGCAGACGGAGAAGUCUUUCUUUCACAAAGUAAAUGAGCGGCUCUCUAGUCCCAACAUUUUCAUCCUCAACAACCGCUGGGACGCCUCAGCCUCAGAACCUGAAUACAUGGAGGAGGUCCGCAGGCAGCAUAUGGACCGCUGCACCAACUUCCUGGUGGAUGAGCUGGGUGUGGUGGACCGAGCCCAGGCCAGUGACCGCAUCUUUUUUGUCUCUGCCAAGGAAGUCCUUCAGGCUCGUGUGCAGAAGGCUCAAGGAAUGCCUGAAUCAGGUGGAGCUCUUGCAGAGGGAUUUCAAGCCAGAAUGUUUGAGUUUCAGAACUUUGAGAGGCGAUUCGAGGAGUGUAUCUCGCAGUCAGCGGUGAAGACCAAAUUUGAGCAGCACACCGUGAGGGCCAAACAGAUCUCUGAAGCCCUGCGCCGCAUUAUGGAUUCAGUGCACAUUGCUGCACAAGAGCAGAGGGUCUACUGCCUUGAGACAAAAGAUGACCGUCAGGACCGAUUGGAAUUCAUAGACAAGCAGUUGGACUUGUUAACCAUGGACUGUAAGGCCAAGAUAAAGAAGAUUACUGAGGAGGUGGAAAGACAGGUGUCUAAUGCCAUGUCAGAGGAGAUCAGGAAGCUCCAUGUGCUGGUGGAUGACUUCCACAUGGACUUCCACCCAUCACCAGUGGUACUCAAGGUCUACAAGAAUGAGCUCCACCGCCACAUAGAGGAUGGUCUGGGCAAGAACAUGUCAGAGAGGUGCUCCACUUCCAUCACCAGUGCCCUGCAGGCCACACACACCGACAUGAUUGAAGGUCUAAAGCCCCUGCUGCCCAACCUGGUCAGAGAGCAGGUAGACAAGCUGGUUCCCCGUCAGUGCUUCAGCCUCAGUUAUGACCUGGCCUGUGACAAGCUGUGCAGUGACUUUCAGGAGGACAUCAGCUUCCACUUCUCUCUGGGCUGGACCAUGCUGGUCAACCGCUUCCUGGGCCCCAAGAACACCCGGCGGGCCCUCAUGGGCUACAACGACCAGGUGCCCAGGGCCCUGACUCCUGUAAGCAGCAGCAUGCCUCCGUUCCCCCAGAGCUCCGUCACCCAGGAGGAGCUCAUGGUCUCCAUGGUGACUGGGCUGGCUUCUCUUACCUCUCGUACCUCCAUGGGUGUCCUUGUGGUUGGCGGCGUGAUCUGGAAGGCAGUGGGCUGGCGUCUGAUCGCCCUGUCAGUGGGUCUGUACGGACUCCUCUACAUCUAUGAGCGGCUCACCUGGACAACCAAGGCCAAGGAAAGAGCCUUCAAGAGACAGUUUGUUGACUACGCCAGCGAGAAGCUGCAGCUCAUUGUCAGCUACACCGGAUCCAACUGCAGCCACCAAGUCCAGCAGGAGUUGGCAGGUGUCUUUGCUCAGCUCUGCCAGCAAGUAGACGUAACCCGUCAGAACCUGGAGGAUGAGAUCACUGAAAUGAACAGCAAGAUGGAGCUGCUGGACAGCCUUCAGAGUAAGGCCAAGCUACUGCGGAACAAGGCGGGCUGGCUGGACAGCGAGCUCAACAUGUUCACCCAGCAGUACCUCCACCACAGCAAGUAGAGCACCCAGAGGAUGGGCCGAGAGACUGAGGGACGUCUGGAACACCUGCUGAACCCCGUGUAGAUGACACACUUCUGUAUUUAGAAGUUAAUGAGAGGAAAUACUCCACAAUGUUGGGAAGAGGAGAAAGAGAAGGAAUGGUUUGAUAUGAGAGGAAGAGUUACCUGGUGACUGAGACAGUGGUGAUGUGUGGACCUGAGCUCUGGUUGGGUGUCCGGUGCUCAGCUGGUUACGUGUCGCACAAAACUAAACAGUGAAUCAACUAUUCGAUAUAAGCCACAACAUAAAUUUAUUAAAGGUCCCAUGACAUAGCACUCUUUGAAUGAUUUUAUAUAGACCUUAGUGGUCCCUCAAUACCAUAUCUGAAGUCUCUUUUAAAUAACACCUUAGUGCUCUAAUACUGUAUCUAAAGUCUCUUCCAAAAUUUGGUGCAGAAUUACAGCCACUAGAGCCAGUCCCACAAUGAGCUUUCCUUAGUAUGUGCCAUUUGCGCGUUUGAAAGCCAUGAUGUCUCUCACUCAUGGGUGGGCCAAAUUCUCUGGGCGGGCAAAACAGAGAAAGGGGAGGUUACCACAUUGGCCCAUCUGAGCUUUCAUUUUCUCAAAGGCAGAGCAGGAUACCCAGGGCUCAGUUCACAUCUAUCGCCAUGUCUAGCCACUGGGGGACCAUAGGCAGGUAAUGUUAAAAAACCUCAAAGUGACAUUUUCAUGCCAUGGAACCUUUAAAUGUAACAGGUUGAACCAACCCCCUACCAUGCCGUCAGUGUAUUUCCCAAUGCUCGUUGUUAUCAUUGAGCACUUUGAAGUCCAGUUGUGGUGAUAUGUAAACUGGCAUGAUGCCGUGUCUCCAGAUGUGUGACACGUCACAAACUCCACACUGGCCUUUUACACCAGAUUCCAGUUACCUCUGCCACAUUGCACGGGUGUAGUUUUCUGUAAAUACAUUAAGAACUACGGACAACGCCACGCUGAAGUAAAAGGUAGUCCACGUGAGGGAAGAGAAGGAAGGGUCUUCUGUUAAGAUACUACGACAUCCUUUAUUCCUCCACCUGUUGUGUUUUUGGAACAUGUAGCCCUUGUUCAGAGACUGUUGCUGUUGAAGCUGUUGGAAAUGAUCUUGGCCACUGACCACCGUUGCCACCGAGAAACAACUGUUCCAUUGACAUGUUGAUGGUCUCAGAGUGGAGACUUCACUCACGGAAGGCUGAUUAUUUAAACUACAUGUAAACCCUUGGCCCUAUAUGUACAAUAGCUUAACGUCUACAUUUGUAUUUAGUGUAUUUGCUGUACUGUUCCUUCUGAGAGUAAACCUACGUCUUUGUUCUGCGAGGAUACUGUUGUUGCUUGGGCUUUGCAGUCAUUUAAUAGAUUUUAGCAUUUUAAACAACAAUGGAGUAAAUGUAAGAUUCCUUUAUCCUAACUUUAAGGGUCAAGAGAAAGUAGUGCAUUUGUUGGGGGAUUGUUUUCAAUGUUAACAAUGGAAAUGGUACAGAGUACUGAGAUAUAUCAGGCUAUAUAUCAGGCUUUUGGAUAUACACACAGUACUUAAUCUGUCAAAGAAAUUAUUUUGUUCACUUUGUAUUCCACAUUUAGCAAAGCUACAGAUGAAGACUGGGACCACAUGGACCAUAUAACACUUUUCCUCAAUUUACAAAUUUUUCUUGGCAAUUAACUUUAAAGACUAGAGCCUAUGUGAGCUGUAUCUGCACGCAUCAUCUGUUAAAGUUGGGCUAGGCAGUUUAUUUUGGCCAUCGUUGGGAAAAGAUUCCAUGCGUUUUUAGCAUAUUGUAAUUCAAAUGUUCUGAGAGAAAACUAAACUUCUGCACCUCCUUUUGGCUCUGUUUUCAGGCUUUAGAAAAUCUAGUCCUUGAUGGGAGACUUUGGCCAAUCAUAGGUCAUUCCAGAGAGAGAGCAUUCCUAUUGGCUGUUCUGCUGAUGCACAUUUACGUCCCCUUUGGCAAACGUUCUGCUGUAGCCAAAGGCUCAGGGCUGCGGCUAAUUUAAGUGGGUGGGGAAGUGGGGGGGUAGGAGACCUGCAGGAAGAGGUCUUACUUUUAUUCAUAUUCUGGAGUUUUUUUUGCUGUCUGCCCCCCAGGAAGGGCACCAGGCUUUAAAGCAAAUUUAACAUAACGGCCAAAUAGUGGAAUUGCAACUCCUGGCCCAUCACAUCAAAAAGUAUUUUCCCCAUCGAUAUACAUGACAAGAGAAAUGACGGAUAGUUUUUUUAGCGCCAUAACCCCCUGUGAAUUGACCUGUUUUACUAUAAGAAUUUGAUCCUUUCGAUCCAAUAACAUUUCCAAAGUGUUGUAGAGCAGCAUGAUUAAAUCAUUUUCUACCCGUUGAAAUUAGGUGGGGCACUUCAUGCACCACUGAGCAACUCUCAGAGGAAUGAACAGGGUCCCACCUCCAACUCUGUAUCCAAUUCUUACACAUCUAUGCCCACAGCUUUAAAUAGCGGAUGUCAGUACAUAAAUGCCAAAGAUAUGUCUGAGGACAUUAAGAUGCUGUCUCCUUUAGUCUUUGUCCACUAGAGAGCGCCGGAGUUUAUAUUUACUCUAAAUAUUAUCCCACUCAGCAGGUAUACUGGUUACUAUUAUUUAAUAACCACAUUGAAAGAAUUCUCAUCACAUCAUGUUAAUGUUUAUGUGAAACAAUAGCUCAGACUUGGCGGAUUAUGAUAUGACGAUGAGCCUAUAAAAUACACUAUUGGGCAGUCUCUGACACCUCAUAUUUUAUGUUCUCAACCACAAAAUGUUUGGAUUUCCAAGCCGUCAGUGUGGAGUUCAGAGUGGAUUUGGUAUGUCACGUGCACUAAAACAAACUGAGGGUAUGCAACUUCAUUUUCAGCUUUCUCAAAUUAAACUCAAAAUCUACAUUUUUUUCUCUCUAUAUACAAAUGAUCUCUUCAGGCGUCAGAACGUCUUUAAUGCGGACCUCAUUGUCUUCCAUACAUAUUUAAUGAAACAGACCAACUGUUAACAUGUGUCUGAUGUACUGGCAGUCAUUAUCCUGUGUAUCACCACUACUAAGUACUAUUCUUUGGGCAGAGUAAGAAUUUUGUCUUGCACUGAAUACAUAUGUGGCCAGGUCUCUGCCAGUGUCACCGAAGGUUUCACUUCAAAACAAAGAGGUAGGAAUCUGAACUACAUAUGAUGCGUAUGUAAGAGGGGCCAAAUCCAGCAUCAGCUCUCCUUUUAGGAAUUAAAUUGUACUCUUGGUUUCUAAAAUGUGUAUAUGAUGAAAUAUAUUUAUUUGCCUUUCAAUUGGAAACAAUGGGAAAAUGCUGAAGGAGACAAAACCACACCAGACUUGAUGUGCCUGAAUUUGUCCAGUAUGUAAAAGUUGUGGUUGAUUGGGCCAUGCUGUCAAUGAAAACCAUACACUGUUGCCAAGUGAGCAAGAAGGCUGCCGUAAAACACUUCCUUUAGUGUGAAGAUAUGCACUUUAUCAGUUUGCUGCUUUUUGAUUUUGUUAUUUUUUUUUUCCCGCUCCACAAAGUAGUUGUUUGGCUUAAGGAAGGUGAAAGUACCUGCAUGCAGUGUGGAUGUUAUAGUUCAAAUAUGUAUGUAUGUAUGUAUGUAUGUAUGU
Molecule: messenger RNA, 6210 nt
Organism: Etheostoma spectabile (orangethroat darter)
Lineage: Eukaryota; Metazoa; Chordata; Actinopteri; Perciformes; Percidae
Gene: mfn2
Product: mitofusin 2
Exons: 18
Coding region: 353-2623 (756 amino acids)
Biological process (GO): mitochondrial fusion; mitochondrion localization
Cellular component (GO): mitochondrial outer membrane
Molecular function (GO): GTP binding; GTPase activity
Source: RefSeq, a predicted model, not a curated record